Molecule: messenger RNA, 3023 nt
Organism: Pistacia vera
Lineage: Eukaryota; Viridiplantae; Streptophyta; Magnoliopsida; Sapindales; Anacardiaceae
Product: protein LNK2-like
Exons: 9
Coding region: 277-2574 (765 amino acids)
Biological process (GO): regulation of DNA-templated transcription; circadian rhythm
Source: RefSeq, a predicted model, not a curated record
CAGUUGUGAGUUUGUUACAGUUAAAUUCUCUUUCCUUUGUUAUGCAUGGCUUUUCUUCCGCUAACUUUCUUUUGUUUUCAAAUUUUGUUUAGCAACAAAGAAAGUGUUUUGUUUUCGAUUCUUGUUUAGAAACAUUGAUGCUGUAGUUAUCUUCUUUUAGUUUUCUUUCAAAAGAAAAAAAAAAAAAAAAGAGUAGUUUGGCGAUGUUCGGAGUAAUAUUCGAGCUUAUUCUUGAAUUUUCUUCUGCGUCUGGUUUCUGCUGCGGCUUCUUUAGCUAUGUUUGAUUGGAACGACGAAGAGCUUACAAAUAUAAUAUGGGGUGAGGCUGGGAAGGGUGAUGACCAUAUUGUCCCAUAUCAAGAGGGAAUUAAAGAUUACUGCAACAAGAAGGAAUUGAGUCAAGAAGCUACAACCAUUAUGUCUUUGGAGAGUAAGUCGCCAAGGGCUAAAAUUGAUUUUCAUGGAAGAAAGUUGGAGAGCAGUUCCAAUUUUAUCUCAAAUGAAAGAAUAUCUGCCUCAGGAUCCAGCUUGGGCUCAUGGUCUGAUUUAUCUUUAUCUAAUACUGCCAAAACAGAUGUGGAUCCCAUCGGUAGAGAAGUUUCUGAUAGGAUAGAUAAAAUUACCAAAAAUAAUUCAACAACUGGUGCAGUGAAACCCGAACUUGAUAAAGAUCCUGAAAUUUUCCAAAAUACCCAUGAAGAUAAAGACCAAGGGGAUUUUGACUACAGCUGGGCUAACAUUGGAAGCUUUGAUGAUCUUGACCAAAUUUUCAGCAAUGAUGACCCAAUAUUUAGCCGUGUAAAUCUGGGUAGUGCUGAUGAGCUAUGGUCUUCUACAAAAGAUGUAACUGACAGCCCAGCAAAAUCUUUUCCCCUAGUGGCAGACUCUCCAAGUUUGGAGUUAGAAGCACUGAAGAAUUCAUCUGACCUGGUGGAAGUUAAAUCAGAAUUUGAGCCAGAAGAGGAUCAGUCAUUGACCCUUAGCCGUGGAAAAUUGAGUAAUCCUAUUCAAAGUCUGCAGAGUGCCCAUGCAAUCCUGGAUCAUGUAAAAUAUCCUAGAAGUAAAAGUAAGCCCAAAGUGAAGGAUCAGAGUGAUUUGGAUAUUGGGAAUAAUGCCAAUGCAUUGAACUCUCGCGUAGUUUCUGAAAAUGUUUGGACUCUAGAUGACUUUGCAAGCAAGACCAGAAAAAUACUGUUUGAUUUCAUGUUGACAUUUGCUUAUUCACUGAAACUUGUAAAAGAGUUACCUCUGGAAUUGCAUGAACAUUCAGUUUUUUCUUCCUUGAAAUCUGAACAUCAGAUGACUUGCUUCAACUUUAUAUCAUUUUAUUUUCCUGAAUCUUUACAGGGAUACAGGCAAAAAAUUCUGUUGAAAGGUCGGGAAAAGUCAGAAGAAAAAAGAGAGCUAUUGCAAGAUUUCUAUGGUACCUGGUCUCCCACUGGUAACCCAAUGGGUAAGUAUGAGAACCAAUUGGCUCAGACAAUGCUACAGUCUUCCCCAUCACUGGUCCUUAGUCAGCCAAGGCAGCUUCAAAAAUUUGAGACUCUGCAGUACCAUCAAAUCCCCAAUUCAUUAGUGACUUCUACGUAUGGGAACAUUACAAAGCCAUAUCCUGCCAUGCCUGUGCUGCCACACAUUCAAUAUGGGAAACUUACACACCAACCCUUUCUUUCUUGUAAUGAAGUUUUUCCAGGUAAGGCACAAUUAGUUAAUAAGUCAGCAACUGCUCCAGCAAAUACUCUGGCUAUGACACCACAAGAAAAAAUUGAAAAGUUAAGGAGGCGGCAACAAAUGCAGGCUAUGCUUGCCAUUCAGAAACAACAGCAACAGUUCAGUCAUCAAGUUUCCUCUAUAGAUCAUUCCAUCUCUCAAAAGUUCCAAGAAAACCAAUUCCAACAUGUUGAGGGAGCAGACUUUGAAGUUGAAGAUCUAAGUGCUCUUUCUUCUUUUGACCCAAAUUCACCUAUAGAGCAAGAUGACUCCAAUACAAUCAAUUUGGCAUUAGAUAAUUAUUCGGUGGGGGAAACAGUGCUUUACCGCCUUCAGGAUGUUAUUUCCAAGUUGGAUGUCAGAAUAAGACUUUGUAUACGGGAUAGCUUGUUUCGGCUGGCACAAAGUGCGAUGCAGAGGCAUUAUGCUAGUGAUACAAGUAGUACCAACAAAAGUAGCAUGGAAGAACCUGAAGUUGUUGCAAAAGCAGAAACUAAUAGCUCUAUCAGGUAUCUUAGAAUGCCUGAUGCAGAAACAGAAACCAAUCCCAUCGACCGGGCUGUGGCCAUUUUGCUCUUUCAUAGGCCAUUGGAGCAAUUAGGAAAACAUUAUGAGACUCCUAAAUCACCUAAAUUCUCCAUUGAUCAUGGAACAAUGAAUUUAAUGAACUUGCCAAUGGGAAGUAAGCCAGAGGUUUCUAAUGUUACACAAAAAUUUUCUCCCCAAGGAUCCAAAGAGCCUGGUCCCAUGCUUGAACCCCAGCCUAUUGAUCAGUUUAAAACCAGUCCUUGCCUCGACACUUCAGAAAAUGCAUCAUACUAUGAACCUGCAGACAGGGGAGGUGCUGUGGUUGAAGCCUCUUAGUGAAGAGCAUAUAAUCACAAAUUCUUUACGGGUAACUUCUUUCUUUAUUACUUCCAUGCCAAUAGUUAUCUGUUCAAUUUUAUACACCUUUAUGUCCAUACGGAUUUACUGGUAAUGCCAAGGUUUCCCUUUUUUGUCAGCCAACUGGAUCUCAUCAAGUAUGGUGUUGGAGUCUUAGAAGUUUGCGUACGCAUGUUUCAAUUAAAGUUAAUACAACUAAGCAUUUCAAUCUGUAUCAGUAUCACCGUACUGAAGGUGUUGUGUGAUUUGGUAUACUCUUUUGUUUGAAGGACUCUGUCGAGUUAAAUAAGUGUUGGUGGAUUGAUAUGCCAAUAUCUUCAAACUGUUUUCAUUACUUUCUUAAUUCUUAGAAACAAAAAAUUUGUUGAAGCGCAUUGUUAAAUAGAUGAGUAGCGUGGUACAUUAUUUUCAGAAUAAAAAUGUCAUCC